GGGGCGGGGCUUUUAGAUGACGGACAUAUUUUGGUUUCUUUCAUCUGCGCAAUAGUGUUUUUCUUUCUUCAAUCCGGGUAAAAAGAAAAGGUGAAUUAAGACCUCAACAAGAAAGGAAACCAGAAGUCAUCCUCCUUUUUACAUCUAAACAGCAGGGCUGUGCUCUCAUCACCCUCACUCACUCUUCCUCACCCUGUCUCAGAUAAUCCUCAUCGUCCUGCCGCUGAGAUGUCGACUCCAGAUGCAGCAGGCACUCCUGGAGCUCCCGGGGGUCCGGAAGGUGAGGGAGGCCCUCCGGCUCCGGCCCCAAACCUGACCAGCAACAGACGGCUUCAGCAGACGCAGGCACAGGUGGACGAGGUGGUGGACAUCAUGCGUGUGAAUGUGGACAAAGUCCUGGAGAGAGACCAGAAGCUGUCAGAACUCGACGACCGGGCCGACGCCUUGCAGGCCGGAGCCUCACAGUUCGAGAGCAGCGCCGCCAAGCUCAAGAACAAGUACUGGUGGAAAAACUGCAAGAUGAUGAUCAUGAUGGCAGUUAUAGGAGUUAUAUGUGUCGGCGUCGUCUUCUUAUAUUUCUUCCACUGAGCCACUUUUCAAGAAUGGAGAUGCAAGUCCCAGGACGGGUCUGCACCAGCGAAUGCUACUGCACCAAACCGAGUCUUUCCUCAGCCCUCCUCCUCUUCCUCAGCGAGGUCUUCCUCAGUAACCUCUAUGCAUGGGUCUUCCUGUCCUCUUUGCAUUGAGCAGGUUUAUAGAUUAAAACAAAGGGUCACUAUAAUCACUUGGUUUUGUUUGGGUGAGUUGUAGUUUAUGGAUUAAGAUUUAUGACAGAAAAAUUAGCCAACUUGACAUAACCGCUGUUUUAUCUAAAUCUACUUCCUGAAGAUGGCAGGAAGUGAUGUUUUAGAUUCAGUCAAGAAUCAGUUGAGUUCCUUCUGUCUCUUUCAAGAGUAUUAAGAGCUGUAACCUUUAUUUCACAGAAACCAUUGUCACACAAUAACUAAUUAGUAGUUUCAUAAAUAAUAAUAAAUUGACAUGGUCAAAAUCAUGUCAAUCUUUACUUGAUUUUUGAAUUCUGAAGCAGCUUUGAGCAUUGAGUUGUAACAGAAUCACAGCAUGUCAUUGACCGAUAAACCAGUUGUGUUUCCUACAAGAUAAUGUCCUUCCAGUCCUUGCUUAUGUGAAAAUGUCAUGUUUUGUGUUGAGCCAAAGAUAACCACAGAUUAGAAUUUUGCUCUUAAUACAAAGAAAUGAAGUUGUGCACCUGGUAAAACUAACAUCUAUAUACAUGAUAUGGUUUACUUUUGAGCAACACUAAAAAAACAGCCAUACCUAAAAUAUAUUGCUGCAUACGAUGUUAAAACAUGGCUGAAACUCCUAACCCUUGCUGCAUGUCAUUGUCACUCUGUUGGUGCUGCCACUGAUUUUAAACACAACCUAACUUCUGUUUGAACCGUUUCUUGUUUGCUUUCACCCAUCCUGUGUUUAAAUUCUGUGUUGUGAGUCGACUUGUCGUUUCCAUGCUUUGGAUGUCCAACACAUUAGUUCCCAGAACUUUUGUGAUGAAUUUUCCUAGAUGAAAACACUAAUUUAUGCUAUGUACCAUUGAAAUGAAUACAUUUAAUUCCAGACUGAAUGGUUGACAAAAUUCUAAUAAAUUAAUAUUUGCUUUCAA
Gambusia affinis (western mosquitofish) is the source of this 1678-nucleotide messenger RNA. RefSeq names its product vesicle-associated membrane protein 2-like. Lineage: Eukaryota; Metazoa; Chordata; Actinopteri; Cyprinodontiformes; Poeciliidae. Gene Ontology annotation, molecular function: SNAP receptor activity; syntaxin binding. The record is from RefSeq and is a predicted model, not a curated record. The transcript has 5 exons. The coding region runs from base 229 to 588 and encodes 119 amino acids. Gene Ontology annotation, cellular component: SNARE complex; plasma membrane. Gene Ontology annotation, biological process: SNARE complex assembly; vesicle-mediated transport; vesicle fusion.